Messenger RNA from Equus caballus (horse), 7666 nucleotides. It is a transcript of the gene AGPS, whose product is annotated as alkylglycerone phosphate synthase. Gene Ontology annotation, cellular component: peroxisome. Lineage: Eukaryota; Metazoa; Chordata; Mammalia; Perissodactyla; Equidae. Gene Ontology annotation, molecular function: FAD binding; alkylglycerone-phosphate synthase activity. Gene Ontology annotation, biological process: lipid biosynthetic process. The record is from RefSeq and is a predicted model, not a curated record.
ACCGCCGCCCAGUCGCCGCGGUGGCUGCCGGGACGCGCCGCAGCGAAUGGUCGCGCCGGGCGCCGCUCUGAGUGACCUUUCACCCGCGCCCAGCGGUCCCGGGCGGCGGCACAAGGCGGAAGCCAUGGCGGAGGCGGCGGCUGCCUCUGUCGCGGGCGCGGGCUCCGGCUCGGUCUCCUGCUCCGGCUCCGGCUCUGCAGCGGACCGGUUCCGGAACCGGGACCCGGAGCAGGAGCGCGCCGGGCGGAGGCUCCGGGUUCUCUCGGGCCAUCUGCGGGGCCGGCCCCGGGAGGCUGUGAGUACCAAUGAGUGCAAAGCGCGGAGAGCCGCGUCGGCGGCCACGGCGGCGCCCACUGCCACUCCUGCCGCGCACGAGUCGGGCACAAUCCCCAAGAAGCGGCAAGAAAUUAUGAAAUGGAAUGGAUGGGGAUAUAAUGAUUCCAAGUUCUUCUUCAAUAAGAAAGGCCAGAUUGAGUUGAGUGGGAAAAGGUACCCUCUUAGUGGCAUGAGUUUACCAACUUUUAAAGAAUGGAUCCAAAAUACCCUUGGAGUACGUGUGGAGCAUAAAUCUACCUCUAAAGCAUCCUUAAAUCCUAGUGAUACACCUCCUUCUAUUGUAAAUGAAGAUUUUCUUCAUGACCUUAAAGAAACGAAUAUUUCAUAUUCACAAGAAGCAGAUGAUCGAGUAUUUAGAGCUCAUGGCCAUUGUCUUCAUGAGAUAUUUUUGCUCAGGGAAGGAAUGUUUCAGCGUAUUCCUGAUAUAGUUUUAUGGCCAACGUGUCAUGAUGAUGUAGUUAAGAUUGUGAAUCUAGCGUGCAAAUAUAACCUUUGUAUCAUACCAAUUGGUGGAGGAACAAGUGUUUCGUAUGCCCUGAUGUGUCCUGCAGAUGAGACAAGAACAAUUAUUUCUUUGGAUACUUCACAAAUGAAUCGAAUCCUCUGGGUUGAUGAGAAUAAUCUGACAGUUCACGUAGAAGCUGGCAUAACAGGACAAGAGUUGGAGAGACAGCUUAAAGAAAGUGGUUAUUGUACAGGUCAUGAACCGGAUUCCCUGGAAUUCAGCACUGUGGGAGGAUGGGUAUCUACUCGGGCAUCAGGCAUGAAGAAGAAUAUCUAUGGCAAUAUUGAGGACCUGGUGGUUCAUAUAAAAAUGGUAACACCUAGAGGUAUAAUAGAAAAAAGCUGUCAAGGACCUCGUAUGUCAACAGGCCCUGAUAUCCAUCACUUCAUCAUGGGAUCUGAAGGAACUCUUGGUGUGGUAACAGAAGCUACAAUAAAAAUCAGACCAAUCCCUGAAUACCAAAAGUAUGGCUCGGUAGCUUUCCCUAAUUUUGAACAAGGAGUAGCCUGUUUAAGAGAAAUUGCAAAGCAGAGAUGUGCGCCUGCGUCUAUACGCCUCAUGGACAACCAGCAGUUUCAGUUUGGUCAUGCUCUUAAACCUCAGGUUUCCUCUAUUUUUACAUCAUUUUUGGAUGGAUUAAAAAAGUUUUAUAUUACAAAGUUUAAAGGAUUUGAUCCAAAUCAGCUAAGUGUCGCUACAUUACUGUUUGAGGGGGACCGUGAGAAAGUUCUUCAACAUGAAAAACAAGUGUAUGACAUUGCUGCAAAAUUUGGUGGAUUAGCAGCUGGAGAAGACAAUGGACAGAGAGGUUAUUUGCUGACCUAUGUCAUUGCAUACCUUCGGGACCUGGGUUUGGAAUACUAUGUAUUAGGAGAAUCUUUUGAGACUUCCGCUCCUUGGGACAGGGUUGUAGAUCUCUGUAGAAAUGUAAAAGAAAGAAUAACAAGAGAAUGCAAAGAGAAGGGUGUUCAGUUUGCUCCUCUUUCUACAUGCAGGGUGACGCAGACAUAUGAUGCAGGUGCAUGUGUCUAUUUCUACUUUGCCUUUAACUACAGGGGAAUAAGUGACCCACUGACUGUGUUUGAACAGACCGAGGCAGCUGCUAGAGAAGAAAUCCUCGCUAAUGGAGGGAGCCUGUCGCAUCACCAUGGAGUGGGCAAGUUACGGAAGCAAUGGCUAAAGGAAAGUAUCUCUGAUGUUGGCUUUGGGAUGCUGAAGUCUGUCAAGGAAUAUGUGGACCCCAAUAACAUCUUUGGAAGCAGAAACCUUUUAUAAAUCCAUUACUGUUGUUAUGAAAAAGGUCACUUUUUUUUUUAAAGUCUUCAACUAUGGUUAUACCAGUAAUCAAAUAUAUCAUGGACUAUAUUUCGGCUACAUUUGUUGGUUUAAAAUGUUUGUUUUACUCUGUAGUUUGUUUUGUUUCUACAUCUUUGGAUUGACAGAUGGUAUUCCUAAAUUUCUUUCAUUGUAGGUGCAUCAGUUUACUGCCAACUGGUUGUCAUUUCAAAUUUUAGUCAGGCAGCACAAGGCUGCCAGUUGUUAUUUCAGAGGAAGAUGCUGCCAGCUGUUUUGUUUUGAUGCUUCCUCUUGGGAACAAAGGCAGAUUUGGUGUCAUCUACUGCUUAUCUAGUCUCUUUUUAAAGGAAGGUUUCUGGGGAGCAGACAUCAAGGGAAGGAUUCCACUGAGGAGGGAUACACAUGUAUGUUUUUUUAAGAGUACAUUCUAGUGUGAGUAGGCCAUCGAGGGAGGAUACUCAUGAAAGAAUAUAGGCAACCUGUUAUUUGGAUGCUUUCAGUUCUGUAAGGUGCUUGGCCUGCAUUUUUCUUUGAAAUUAGUAUACCGUUAUAAAACCUUAAAUCAUCAGUAUAUAAAUUAUUCUGUUAGAGGACACAUUUUUGUUCUCCCUGUUUCUGUUUCUACUGAGUUAUGAGUUGUAUUUGUAUCACUGAGAUAACCUGUUGUUAUAUCCUUGUUCAUUCAUAAUAUGUUUUUAGAAGAAAAGCUGACUUACCAUUCAUUGUGUGUGAAGAACAGGUUUACCAUGAAAUGAAUGCCUUUAAUCAACUUGAGAGUCCUAAUGUUUCUGAUUUCGCAUUCUGAUUGCUGAGAAACAGAAGAAGCUGCAGCAGGAGCAGAAGAAGGAAGACUCCUUACACUUAAAUGUGUCCAGUUCAAAGAAUUGUUUGGCUAAAGAAACACAGUCAUCAUUCAGCUAUUGAAUUUGAAAGCCUCAACAGUUUCAAUGACAAAAAUCUUUUUUUUUAAAUUAACCCAAACAACACGAUAAAUUUUCAUAUAAAAGUAAAAUUUCAAUUUAGUUUUUACUAAUGGUUUAAUGCCUUUUUUGAAUUACUGGUUUAACAUAAAUUUUUAAAUGUAUUAAUACACAUACCAUGUCAAAAGUUUGAAAUACCGUAUUUCUUAAAAAAUAGGAACAUUAAUCACAUUUAGCAAACAUUUAUACAUUCAAACCUGGAUAUUAAAAUAAGUGAAAUGAUUACUUUGAAUCACUGUCUGUCAAGGUUCAUGAUUCACAGUUUGAGAUGUGUUCUUUUCUUACUGCAAUAUCUAACUUUUGAUAAUUUUUUAAAAUUUAAUAUUUGAUCAGAUAAUCUAAGUCAAAAUGCAGACGAUCCUUUAAAAGGACACACUGUCUGUCUAUGUAGCAACAGCUCCAAAGUAUUUUUGGGCAGUUUGAUACCUUUUAUAUCUGAAGUAGCCUUAACCAGGAAAAUGAAAAUUUAAAAUUGACAAAAUGGUAUUUUUAAGAUUUCAAAAUGGUAAAUAAUUUAUAACUAGUAAAAUUGGCCUCAAACUAAGAAACUUAAAUCUGUAAGCAAAUCAAAAUUAAAUAUUAGUUUAACAACAAAAACUAAAUAUUUAUUUAUUAGAACUUGCCUCUCUUCGUUAGUGAUUUAUUUUUAAUUAUAAAAUUUCCAGCAGAUCUUUGCUUAAAGCCCUUAGUAUUUGAAAUAGUUGGAUAUACUUGAUAAGGAAAUUACAGUUGCCUCUAGAAUUAUAAAAAUAUCAGCUUUAUAAAAUGCAUCUGUUCAUGAAGGUAAUUUCUCUAAUUGGUGAUCAAAAUGUAAAGCUUAAUACAGUACUAAUAUCUCACUGGAGUGUAUACGUGUUUCUGAGUAAAAUUCUUUUUAAUAAAACUUACAGAUUCAUAAGCAGAUCCCUUCCUUUGCAUGUGAUUGUUCCAACAUUCUUUCCCAGGGAGUUCAGAUUUCAGCAGUCUCAGAAAUCUGUAUUUGAUAUUAGGAAACUAUAAAUGUAACACCUGAAAUUAUUGUGUUCACUCUUCUACAUGAACCUUAUGGAAAUCAGUGAUUUAUGUCAUUGUUUCUCCCCCCACGUACGCAGGCCCCCGACCUUGGUUUCAUAGUAAUGGCUACAUUUUGUAGUUGGAAUCAGUUCUCCAGGGAUGGUUUUGACACAUGACCACUCAUCAGUGCCGUUUCCACUCUGACUUAGUAAAUCCGAAGGCUCUUCCCCACCUUCGCACACCCACUUCGGAGAGGGGCCUCAGUGUUUCCUUAGUGUCUCUAGAGAGCUGAGCUCUUGAAUAUGCACAGAAGCACUUAAACCUGGCCUCAUAUUUCUGAAGUAACUGGAAAUGGCUUCAUAAAACUUAAAGUCCAGAGAACAUUGUUUAUGUGAGGCUUCUUAACUCAUUUUGAAUCAGUUUAUUUAAAAUUUUAAAAGGUCGUAGCCUAUUUGGUUUUCAGUACUGCAUAACACCAACUGAUCUUUCUUAAAUUAGUCAUACUUCUGUUUUAUUUGAUGGUGUCACAUUUGGGCUGGGGUUUUAGUGGGAAUGGGAACUUGCUGCCUGUGCGGAUGGCAUUGAGUACCUAAAGACUCCAUAUGAACAGGCUUUGUUGACCCUUAGAGAAACUGUUGCCUUAAUGUUGGUGCAAUUUACAGUGCGCAAGUGAAUUUAGUCUAAUGCUGAGUCACUUGAGCUUUUAUAGUUUAGUAAGAAUUGUAGAAGCCAUGUGUUCAGUGUGCCCAGCAUUUUACUACAAAGAAAGAGGCUUAAAUUCUUCCCUCUUCUGAAGAAUUGGUAGUAUUCUUCCUAAAUGCUUACAUAUCACAGUACUGUUACUUAAAAAUUAUUUUUGAAGCUGAAAGUCUCCUAGUGUGCAUAGCUGUGUUAUGUAUUUUAGAAAACAAAAGCGCAAUAAAGGAUGAGCUUCCAUCAGUAUGUAUGCUAUACCAGAUAUGGAUGGUUGCAAGGAACCCUCUUUUUCAGAAUAUUCUCUUAGUAACCGCUAAGUCCUAGUUUACAUUUUUGAAAAUACCUUUCUGCAUGUUAGCUCCAGAGAUUUUCCUUUGUCAUAUUCUUUCAUAGCUACAGUUUCUUAACCGUAGCUGAUUGGAGAAGCCCUGUAGUCCCAAGCUGAAGCAUCGGCUGUUCUCACGGGGCUGGGUUUGGUUGAGCAUCUAUUCUAUACAAAUGUGGAACACAGACAUAUUUAUUAUGGUUUGAUACACAAACCACAUGGGCUGGUGCUUGAGGCAACUCAAAUGGAGUGUUGUGGAAAACAUAUCUCCAUUUUAAGAGCCAGUGAGACAGGAGUUAAGGGCAGCUGUAAUAGCUUUUGUUUACCACUUAAUCUUUAGCAACUUUGAUUUUAAUUGGGGCUUAGCUCAUGGUUGGAGAAAAGCAGAAAAUAACAAAUGCCAGUUUAGGAUCGAAGAAUCCAGAAUCACCUUUGGCUUUUAUGAGUUAGGGAAGGUUGGCUUUGUUCAGGGCUUCUUGUUCCUAAAUGAGUCACAUGUCAGUAAAUUUAUUUGAUUUUUAGGAAUUUCAGUUUCCUGAAAAGGCAACAACAUAUACAUUGAUGCUGAAAUCGAGAAAGUAUAAAAGAUUAUUUUUAAACUAUUGAUAUGAAGGAUGUAAGUUACUCAGCUUUCUGCUCCCUAAGCCAAGCACUGUUAGUCUUUAGUAUGAAUUUAACUGUAAGAACUACUUCUAGUGUCAACAGACGAUAGAAACUUGUGUUAUUGAUAAAAUGGACCUGGGUCUAAGGAUUUUUUCUUUCUUCAAAGGAAGCGUGAAGCUGUUUGUUCUUCUGUUUGCAUAUGGGUUUUUCUUUCAGCUUUAGUUUUUCAUCUUCAUAUUUCCACUGAUUUGAAAGCAAAAGUAAUUUUUAUAAUUUUACUAAUGAAGCAUAGUCAAGUGCAACCUAAAUAUAACUAAAUCCCUUUAGAUUUAUAGCUGAGUAUAUUCUUAGCUAGGUUUUAUCACUCUCUAUUUUUUAAAUCAAUGUUAUAUUCCUGGGAGGUGUUUAGUCUCCUGUGAACCUGAAGCAUUCCUGUUUGACCCUUGGAAGACCCUCAAAGAAUGAGCACUCUUGUGCUCUUGCAACCACAGUUCCUUAACAAACAUGAGUAGGGGCCACUGAAAAAUAGAACACUCAAGCCAAAGAACCAUCACAGAAUUGAUAACUUUACUUCUGUGAUUUGGUUCCCAAAGGAGAUUAUUUUGUUUUUUUCCACAAGGAAGAAAAAUAAUACAUUAAGUAUCAUUAAGAACAUUUUUCAGAGAUUCUGAACUUCCAAAUCUGAGACGAGACAGAGAAGGAAGGGAAAAAAAAUUUUAGUGUGGAUUUCUAAGCAGCAUACAUGCAUGUUUUCAAGGCAUCUUAUUGUUGGCAGUGUUUUUCAUGAACAACAUGAGCACCGUCUGAAAGAGGUCGUUUAACCCUUGCUCUUGUUCACAUAUCCAAAAGGACCACAUGAAAUGCUUGUACUGGUAUACAGAUUCUAUAAAUAAUAAUUUUUUUGAGCUACUUAAAGAAUAUCUCCAAAAGCUCACAGUGCCUUGUUGUCGUUGGUUUUUUUUUCCCAUAAAAUAGCCAUUAUUUAAAAUGAGCGGGAGAGGGUAAGUCUUUGAAGACAGAUUGUUUAGCAGUUCAAGGCUAUUCCUCUUCAAGAACAUGUCAGGAAUUAAGUAGUUGUACAUAAAAACACUGAAAAUCCUUUCCACGGUGUUGGUUUGGAUCCCCUAGUCUAGUGUAUUUAUCUAAUUGUGUGGUGGACCUGUAUUCUCACAUACUUCUGUUCAGUUGAUGGGAUUUAUAUGUACUUCAUUCCUACAUUUUCAUUCCUACUGUCCCAAUUUAGUAGCCCUAAGAUGUGGCUUGGUGGAUGUGGCAUACUCAGUCCCUGAGACACCACUACAUGCUUUUGGACUUUUGCUCACACAGCUCCCUGAGCAGAGCCUGAGGGUAGGGUGGGGGGUUCUAUUCCUUAAGUGUAUGUCAGUCUUUUUGUGUGACGGUGCCUUCAGAAUAAUGAAUAUUUCUGUUCCUGGACAAUGGUAAAUCCUAUGAGAAAUAUGUGUAGGUUAUAUUUCUUAAUUUUUGUCCUUUUUUGCUAAGCCUGUGAAAUACUUUGGCUCUGAUACAACUUGACUUGAAUAAUAUCUUAUCCUGAGUCUUCCUCCAAGGCAGUACAUAUUCCUGCCAGUACUGUAGUAAUCUUUUGGAAACUACAUGUGGGUAAGCACUUGUAUGUAAGCCAUUAUACUGCUGUAACUAAUGCAUACAAACAGUUCUUCUCUUUACAUUUAUAGUCUAAAAGUGGCUAUCUAGUGGGAAGGAAAAUUCCUCAGAUUCCAGCACAGCUUUGUCAAUUCCGACUGAGCCAUACUGUUUUCCACAAGGGCUCAACGCAUAGUCUGUAUCCUGUGCUUUCAGUGUAUGUUGGGAUUCUUCUUUUAUUGCUUUUGCUAGACUAUACUGUUCUAUAAGCAAAUGCCCAUGUGUGAUUUUUAAGAUGUGCUGGGAAAAAAUAAAACAAUACCAAAACCA